Messenger RNA from Amoebophrya sp. A120, 3831 nucleotides. NCBI's taxonomy places the organism in Eukaryota, Dinophyceae, Syndiniales, Amoebophryaceae. The record is from the annotation of a GenBank genome assembly.
CUAAUCUAGCAUGGAAUGAACGGCAAGCAAGACGAAGCCAGGAAGGAUGACUCCAAGUACAACAAGUAAGUACUACGCCGUAUGUAUGAUUGAAACCUUGUAUUAUAGGGAGUGAGAUCUGUCAACAGCUAGAGCAUACGAGUAACGUAAGCACCACAGCCUCCUCUUGCUCUUGUCAAGAUGGUUUCCUCCUCCUCGCGCGGCAAACCUCCUCCAUCCUACUACGAGGUCCUGGGUGUCUCUAAAACCGCCGACCCGAGCUCCAUCAAAAAGCAGUACCGGAAGCUUGCCCUGCAGUUUCAUCCGGACAAAAACAAGGGGAGUAAAAGUGCGGAGGAAAAGUUCAAGCAGGUUGCUGAAGCCUAUUCAGUUCUGUCGGAUGUGGAGAAACGAAAAGCCUACGACCACGCCUUGAACAACCCGGCAUCACGCGCGCCACAGAACUUCACGCCCCCCGACGCAGAUUUCCAGUACUGGGGGCGUGCGCCCGGGGAAGGACCUGGAGCGAACCCUUUCGGGGAAAAACCACGGUAUCAUGAUGACCACGGCACUGGAGGUUGGACCGGAGGAUCACAAGCUGGACCUUUUGGAGGUUCAGAUCCAUUCGGCGCUAGGUUUACGGAUGAUUUCGCGGCUUUUACUGGAAGUGGACAGCCGCACGGUAAUAUGUUCGGAGAUCCCGACCCUUCGUUUUCGCAGCACUUCAACCGAGGAAAUAGACAAGAUAGCAAUUAUCGCCACACGACCCGUGCAACAACUGACCACCGGCACAGUCAGGCGCGGAGCCUCCACCGGCCGCCACGCGGGGUACCGUGGCGCCCGCCCAGUUUUUCCCUUCGCGACGCCUACAAUCUUUUCGACAGCAUGUUUGGUGGGCACGAUCCGUUUGACAAUGGGUUCACGAAUUUGAACGUAGGGGUGAUGUCCAGUACAACUUCUUCCCGGAACGCAAUCGCCAACUCCGCUACCAAUACCUCGUCCAACACUACCUCCUGGGACGUGAAAACGACAAAGAUCAAAAAACCCGACGGCACUGUCAUAAUCGAAACCAGCCGCGUCUGCCCGCAAACCGGCCGGAUUGAAACGUCGCGAAGGAGUGAGAGUGGUAAUGGUGGUUCUACUGGCGCUGAGACGAGGAAGAAUUAUCCACGCGAGCAGCAAGAGAAAUACGACCGGAGUACUAGAACAUCAUUUACAUUUGCCAACCCCAACGGUGCUGAUGAUUACAAUUUUGGUGGCGCGAGCACCAGUUUCGGAGAAGCGUUCAGUGCAACCAGCAGGAGCUCCUUUCCAAGACACAAUUUUUCAAGCUCGUCGAAGACGUCUUUUCCUGCGUCGCAUCGUGGUGAGCAGCGCGCUGCACCGGUGCCGCCGCGAGAACGUGCUCUACUCGCGAACAAGCACCAGAAUAGCAGCGAGGAUACUUUGGAUUCCCUUCCCGCAGGGUACAAUCCAGGCCGCUUGACCGCUGGUGCCGGAGGGGGUUCCUUCUCGCAUCGCAGUGCUGGUGGUGGCGCGCAGAUCGCACGUAGCAGCUGGGUAUCAAAUGUAAAAAUGUCUGGGUCUGGAAAAAUGCGCGAUUUGUCAUGCACCUUUUCCAUGAGCCAUGAGGUCUGGAAUGCAGGACCUAGUAUGACAGAUUCUGUGCGAUCUUUCUCAUGCCUAUCCUGCAUGAGAAACUGCCUCCCGACUUGGUCAAAACUGGGCGACUUUUGGUAAUAAUGCAACACAGAUUUUUGCAUGCUUCAGAUUUAGCAUGACAAGUUGCAUUCUUCCAGACCCAGACACUUUUACAUUUGAUACUGGGCCACGGCGGGCGGAGCCGCGGCGGCGGCGGUGCAGUCGGCACGGGGUGGCGCGUUUAUCGGAUGGAAAUCAAACUGAGAUCAUCAUCAUCAUCAUCAUGUUUGUGUUUGUCCUGACAUUUGAACAUUUGUCUUUCCUCAUUCUCAUGUGAGUGGACGUACACUCGAGCGCAUUUCAUUGUGACAUUCGCGCUGUCACUCCGCGAACCAGAGGCCGUCCUGGUUGCGGUAGAAGCUCUGGCCGGCAACGUACUUUACUUCCCUUCCCGUGUUCUCGCAAAAAUCUUCCCCGGACACCGUAAAUUGAACCUCUGGGUCACUUUCUGCUUGCCAGUAUUCCCCCCGGUUGGCGCCCGGCACUCUGCCCCAGCGCCUGCCGUUGAUUUUUUGAAGGAACGCCGCCCGAGACUCCUCUGCUUCUUUUCUCUGUUGUUCUAUCCUCGCCUUCUGUUGCUCGUUUCUUUGCGCCAUUUCCCCCGUAGCUUGCCUCUGUUUCUUUUGCCGGUCGGCUCGGCCCGUCUGUGCCAUCCUUUUUGCACGCAUAAAUUCCUUUGUGGCUUCUGCAUCGGGCGGGGCCUUGAAGAAUUGCUCUGCAUCGAGGCCGUAGUGGUGGAAGUCCUGCAACACCAGCUUCCCCCACGGUGACUUAGUCGCGACCUCGUUUGCUAUCCAGAGCCCGGAGGGCUCUGUUUUAUCUCGCGCUGCGUGUGCCACCCAAGCCAUACGCUUUUCCCGCACGGCUGUCUCUAUGUCCAACACCCCCAAUCGCCUGCAUAGCUCUAUUCUGCUCGCGUAGUCGUCCUCUUCUUCCUGUUCGUCGCUCUGCUGCUGCUCUCUCUGCCACUGUCUUUUCUCGCCAAGCCACGGCGGGGCCGCUGUCUUUUCUCGCCAAGCCACUGUCUUUCUCUGCCACUGUCUUUUCAGCUGGGCCACGGCGGGCGGAGCCGCGGCGGCGGCGGUACAGUCGGCACGGUAUCGAACAAAAAUCUGUUAUCGUUAUCGGAUUGGAAAUUGCUGGCAAAGCCCAUUUUUUUUUGAAGUUUAGCUACUGACUUAGCUACCUCAACUAGCUAUGAUUUUGAACCAGUUGUGUGCAUUUGGCCAAGCGCCGCGCCGAAGCCUGGAUCAUGUCGAGCCCAUUCUGCCGGGCCGUUUCGAGCUGCGCGCCAACCGUCCCAGGUGGAUGCGAUUUGCUCAGCUUCCGGCAGUGCAGGUUGGAAGCUUGUUUUGGGCUCAUAAAGAUCAAUUUGUAACGUGGACCUGCGUCACAGGCGCGUCAUGUUUUUGACAUGGGGAAAGUGCUGAGCUGCCCACUGCAUCACACAGAUAGAUGCCCAGAAAUGAGGCAGCUUGGGCGUGCUCUGGUUACCGCCCAGUCGUUGAUGAUGAAAUCUGCCCGCCAUCUCGUGGCCACCAUCGUCGCCGGGCUCUGACCUGAGAAAUUACGGAGAAUAGGGCGGCACACGGACUAUAAAAGUGACCAAAAAUGGUGCUUCUUAUCGGUUUGGCCUUCUGAACCGAUAGCAGACACCUAAGCACGCCGGCACGCGGACUAUAAAAGUGCCCAAAAAUGGUGCUUGUUAUCGGUUCUGCCGGAGGUCCGGCAAAACGAGGGCACUUUCCCCCCCCAGAAAGGAGGUCCGGAGGGCCUCCGGACAACAAGCAUUCCCCUUGCCCAAGAACAUCCCCAAAGACACCAGGAAACAAGGACGCCUACAGUUCUGCAAGACUCCAAAAAGGAGUCUUUGUCAGCGCGCCGCUUCGCCAGCUUGACGAGCGGAUCGCCCUCGUCGAUCUGCUUCCUCUUUGCCAUGUCGAUCGGCUCGCUCUUACACCCAAACCGCCCCCCCCUCACACUGACAGCAGACGCGUCGCCACCUAUCAGCUUCCGGACAUGCUUUGCAAGCACUCGCAGCCACAGUGUUUUGUUGGCGCACGUAGCAGCUGGGCCACGGCGGGCGGAGCCGCGGCGGCGGCGGUACAGUCGGCACGGGGUGGCGCGUUUAUUGGAUGGAAAUCAAACUGA